This is a messenger RNA of Heterobilharzia americana, 1881 nucleotides long. The record is from the annotation of a GenBank genome assembly. Lineage: Eukaryota; Metazoa; Platyhelminthes; Trematoda; Strigeidida; Schistosomatidae.
AUGUCUAAUACUCGACAAAAUUUGAAUGGAGGCAUAAACACAAGCGGAAUAGAUUCAAGAAAAGGCAAGCGUAUAAAUGGACCUGUCACUGGUGCUGCUGUUAACACUACUACUACCACCAUUAAUAGUCAUAAACUUGCUACAAACAAUAUGUCCAUUGAUUCACGUCUUAUUCCAGGUAAUGAAAGUUUUAGAACUAAUCGAGAAGAACAGACUGUAAAUGAUAAAACAUUAUUUGGUCUUAGUCAACUAUGUAAUUCUAUGAAUCAUCAUAGAGAAUUGAUGGUUUUUGACCAAGUGAUUAAUCCACGUGAAAUACUUCAAAAUGAAAUACAACUAAGGAUUAUUGAUCUUCUUUCUAGUUACACAACAUUCAUAUCUCAUGACAAUACAAAUGAUCCACUUAUUGCUAAGCCAUCAGAAUUACUUCGACGUGUACGAGCUUUAAUGAGUGCUCUUAUGGACUUGGAAAAUCAUGUAUGCAUUGAUGUAAUUGGAUUGUUUUCCACUGUCUUCACUCAGCAUACUCAACCUGUGGAUGCUUUCCGAGGACAAUUGACAAUGACUGCGCAUUAUGCUGAAUGGUACUUGGAGAAUUUCAUCAAGCAUGCUUAUAUGGAUCAUUUUGUGUAUUCACCAUUGUUGAAAAGUUUUGUCACUUUGGUUUCACCAGAUGUUGUACGAUUUCGAGCUGAAGAUUAUGCUGAUUUUAAUGAACUUGUGGCGCUUACUGAACUCAUUGGUCCACUGGGCAUUAAAUUUAUAUGCGAUCGAUUAAUGCAUUCUGUUGGUGAUCGUGUAGACGAAAUCAAUAAACUAGUUCGCCAAAAUCGUAGUACCUUAGAAUCUCUUCGUGAAUGUAUCAAUGAUCCGGUGAAAACACGUCAACUCAAUGGAAGUCUACAAAAUUGUGAUCAACUUUUAAAUCUGUUAAAAGAGAUUGGUGUAGCACUGGCUUUUCGUAGAUUAUGCUUUGAAGCUGUUCAUUCUGUACUACAAAGACGUACUCCAUUCCUCUUGGACACUGUUCAAAAUCUUCGUGCACAUAUAACACAAAAAUCAAAUAACAAUAAUCAAUUAUCAUUAUCCUCAGUGUCUAGUUCUCCAAGUGAGAAUGGAAGGCAUGAAAUGGAACGUAUUUAUGCUCAUUUCAAUGAACAGUUAAUGUUGAACAAUCUAUGCGCUUCUGUUGGUAUCCCAUCAGAUCUGGAUUAUAAUCUAUGCUCAAUUCUAAAUAAUCGGCGUAUGGCUGCAUUGGCUACAGCAAAUCAAGCCGGUUUAAAUUUAACAGUAAAUGGUUCUGGUAGUUUAUCCUAUCAAGAAUUAGAAUAUCAUAUUGCUUGUCUAUUUGUUGUGUUUAUUGCUAACGCUUUCCCACGGUUAGCCCGUCAAGAUUCUAGUCUUUAUCGGUUAGAUUUAGAGGCGAAUGAGAAUAAUUGUCAUUGUAUUGCUUAUGCAGUGAAUACUUUAAUGGUCUCAAUGUUCUCUCUUCUGCGUCCUGGUGAUUUAGAAGCUCGUUCCAAAGAGUUUCUUGCUCUUGCCUCCUCCAAUCUGUUAAGACUUGGAUUAGAGACAUCAUCUUCCCUUUUGUCUUCCGAGGUCUGUGGUAGUAAUACUCAUACACUGUCAAGUUCUAGUCAUUCUUCACAGUUAUCUGCUAAAUACAGAGAUUCUAUAUACAUUGUAUUCGACAAUCUUAUCAGACAAUCACCAUGUCUAUCUGCUAGCCUACAAGAAUCCUGUUUCCCUUAUUCAUUGAUUCGUAGUGCUUAUCAUAGUAUUGCUAAGCUGACCAAUUCAUCAGGUGAAAUGGUUGGCGGUGUACGUUCAUCAAAUAUUAUGUCUGCGUCAUCUCAUAUAGAUGGGAAAUGUCGUGAUUGA